This is a messenger RNA of Colletotrichum truncatum, 336 nucleotides long. The record is from RefSeq and is a predicted model, not a curated record. Lineage: Eukaryota; Fungi; Ascomycota; Sordariomycetes; Glomerellales; Glomerellaceae.
AUGGUCUGGCUUCCUGUAGCAGCAGAGCAUCGUCUUUGGCGCCCUCUACGAUACCGUUCCCGCCAAAAAUGCCGUGCCGAGAGCCGAUCAUUCCUAAACGGUGUCGAGGACCCCAUCGGGACGAUCAUAGACCAGCUUAAGGAAGUACACAAAGUCAAAAACACAUUUGAUCUCGGCAACGGAAUUGUCUUCGAGAACCACCCGGAUGCGAUCAGCGACACGGCUGAGGAUGUCGUUGACCGCAACAUCCCAUCGACACCCCAUCCACAUAGCAUAGUAGCGAAGUCGACCUCAAACAGCGACGAGCCGAUUAGUACAGGUUUCUGCAACAUCUAA